CCUUCGUCCACCGGAGGAGUAAGAGCAAAGGCAGAGACUGGCAGAGAAACCGAGCAUCCGCCGAGGGUCAGGCUGCAUAUUGCAGUCCCGGGCUUGAGGUGCUUUUUGCUGCUGUCCCUCACUCAGAUCGUCCAGGUAAUACCCUCGCAAGCAACAAGGAUGGAUGUCUUUAAGAAAGGUUUCUCUAUUGCUAAAGAAGGUGUGGUGGCUGCUGCAGAAAAGACCAAGCAGGGAGUGACGGAGGCUGCAGAGAAGACUAAAGAAGGGGUGAUGUAUGUGGGUACCAAAACCAAGGAAGGUGUAGUGCAAAGUGUGACCUCAGUUGCUGAGAAGACCAAAGAGCAGGCCAAUGUGGUGGGAGAAGCAGUAGUAGCCAGCGUGAACACAGUGGCAAACAAGACUGUAGAAGGAGCAGAGACCAUCGUGGCCACUACAGGAGUUGUAAAAAAGAAAAGCAUUUUUUCCAGGGCCUCGAGCAGGACUGCCCAGGCCGCCAUGAGCAUCUGGCCGGAGUCAGAGCUCCGGGCCGUGCUGGGUGUGAAGGCGGAGGGGCUCAGCGCUUGCCCUCGCACCCGGCCGGUGCCCGGUCAGCGUGUGGCCCCGGCAGCUCUGCAGGCAGCAGAGGGCAGCAGCAAUUCAGGCAAAGCCCAUCCCAGCAGAGAGCCUGGCCCUCCUGCUCUGCUUUGUGCUGGUUUUGACAACAACCAAGCUCUUGUUGAUGAAGGCCGCGUGACCCAAAUUGUGCACGGAUUAAGCCAGAUUCAGACAAGGUGUCUCCUGUCCUCCAGCCUCUUUUGA
Messenger RNA from Balearica regulorum gibbericeps (East African grey crowned-crane), 798 nucleotides. NCBI's taxonomy places the organism in Eukaryota, Metazoa, Chordata, Aves, Gruiformes, Gruidae. The record is from RefSeq and is a predicted model, not a curated record.